Messenger RNA from Thamnophis elegans (Western terrestrial garter snake), 1354 nucleotides. RefSeq names its product serine/threonine kinase 19 (gene WHR1). Gene Ontology annotation, biological process: protein phosphorylation; positive regulation of Ras protein signal transduction. Gene Ontology annotation, molecular function: protein serine/threonine kinase activity. Bases 96 to 860 code for a protein of 254 amino acids. The transcript is spliced from 8 exons. The record is from RefSeq and is a predicted model, not a curated record. NCBI's taxonomy places the organism in Eukaryota, Metazoa, Chordata, Lepidosauria, Squamata, Natricidae.
GAAAUUAAGAUUGUGAACGUUAUGAUUCAGGGAGAAAAUGUAUAAAUUGAGGACAGGGAGAAGCUCGGAGGUGAAAGUUGGAUAAAUGCAGCCUUAUGAAGCGGAAGCACCAGCUCCUUUCUGAUGCUUUCAAGGCCAAGAAGCGACGGCCAGCUGUGAGUGACGGAUCCGAGCCUUCAGAACAGGAAGGCCCUGCGGCAGUCGAAGCUGCUCUUCAGAAUCUGGUAUCUCUCUUCCCUCGCAAAGUAUUUGAAGAUUCCUUGCCGCCUUUGAUUCUGAGGCAUCAGAUCUACAGUCUUGUCAAAGAUCGGACAGUUGUUGACAGAUAUCUGAGCCAGCUGAAAAAUGAGGGCCGGAUCCGAAUGUUUCAGCACAGCUUUGAAGCGGAUUUUUUUGUGGUGGCAUUCACAGACAGCUACGUAUCUAAGGUGCAGGAAUUUGUAGCAGGAAAGGAGUUUGCCAGGACAGUGAAGAAGUUUUUAGAUUCGGUCCUUACCACCUGCCCUGACAUCAGUUUCGACAAGAAAAGGAUGUUGAAAGACUUCGGCUUUAGAGACACAGAAAUCACGCAGCUGGUGAAUGCUGGAGUCUUGACUGUCCGUGAUGCUGGGAGCUGGUGGCUCGCCGUGCCUGGAGCAGGCCGCUUCAUCAAAUGCUUCAUCAAAGGAAGGAAAUCUGUCUUGGGGAUGAUCCAGAAAUCCAAAUACAAGGAAGUCCUCCUGAAUGAUUUGCAGAGCCGUCAAGCACCCAAUGCAAUGAAACUGGGCCUUCCCUACCAUAUUCACGACAUCAUUGGAGCCCAGCUGGUUGAGUGUGUGCCAACGACCUCUGGGACCCUCCUGCGACUAACAGAUGAUUAAAAAUGUGCCAAGCAGAGAACUGUGCCCCAAAAUAGACUAUUUUGCCUUCAGAUUUUUUUUCUUUUACAUUAGGAUUCGGGGUCUUCUCCAUGAGCCCCUGGCAUUCAUGGGACCAGAAGAAACUUUUUCCUCAGCAAAGUAACCUUCACUGAUCUAGAAAUUGCACUUAACAUAGGAGCUCCUUGUAGGGAGCCAUCUUAGACGGAUUGGGACUGCCCAUAGUAAUGGUCCCAUGCAAGGGCCUGAAUAAAAUAAAAAUAAAAAAUAAAAUAAAAUAAAAUAAAAUGGAGGCAGGCCUUGUCCAUGAAUUGCAGAAGCUGAAGUCAGCUGAAAAUGCUCAUUGCAAGAUAUGCUCCCGAUUGAUUCCUUGAGUACGGUGUUAGGUAUUUAUUCUGUAUAUCUUGCGUAGGGGUGUACAUUGGGUAUGAAUUUUGUUACUUGUUGCAAAAAAAAAAAAAAUUGAAAGUGUCUUUAAACGAAAUUAAAGUCCCAAA